AUGACGUCAACCUUUCACGCUGCGAUUAAGCAUAGUAACCGAGAUAGCACUUCACCAUUUACUCAUGACGCCGCUGGGGCCGUGAUUGAACUAAGAGACCAGUUCAAGGAAGAGCAGAAGGACGCAACGGAUGCACGAACUUCGAAAAGAUCGCGCGCCACGUUCGCAGACGUGACUGUCCUGCCGUUCAGAGAAGUCAUGCGUCGCGCACGUCACGCACAUGCAAGUGGUUUAGCUCAAGGAGAAGGUGAGCACUACAAACGUCAUGAGACUGUAGAAGCAGCGCCUGAGAUCAAAGGAGAGGCGUCUGAAGUGGAAGCGACCAUCAAGGCGGAACCAAAAGAGGAGCCCCUUUCUGCAGAGGAACUGGCUGCGACAUUGGAAAAAUACCGCAACCCACACGCCAAGAUCAAGAAAGACUCUCAAUUCGAUGGUGCGAUGGUCACAGACCGGCUUAAGGCUAUUGGCUUUGAGCGAUAUCCCAUCGAUAUAGAGGAGAGGCUACAGCGGUUUCUCUUCAAUCGCCAUUAUAUCCACAAUUUAUACGGUGGGAGCUUCGUUGAUACAUUCCCAUCUCCAAGUGACGAGAAAGUGGCAAUCCACGGACUCAAUGACUUUAUGUUCAUUACCCUUGAUCUGCAUCCUCAUGCUCCUUUGAACCCUGGCGAUCCCGGCCUGUUUCUGAAUAUGGUCCCUGCGGAUGGUACAUGGGGUAAUGCGCGCCAGGUUGUUCGAGUAUUCGUGAGACUGCGCGACACUCCCAAAGCUCUUUGGCAGUAUUCGGGAAAUUACAGGAUGUAUCCAUCCGAUCCCUCACUCGAGAAGAGUUCGCAAGACAACCACCGCUGGGAGCCGACCCUCGAAGAAAUAGAGGAGCUUGUUUCUGACGCACGGUCAAGAGAGAUCGCUAGUUCCCUGUCUUGGCAAGAAAUCUCCGCGGCAUACGAGAGAAACGAAGAGGUCAUUAUACUCCACAGUGUUGAGAGAGAAAUUGGCGUGUGGUGUAUGAAAUGCGUAGGCUAUGAUGUGGAGUUUCAGCGACUCCUUGUCGACAAUGCCGAUCGCUUCACACCACCUGCUGGCAAGAGAAAAAGACACAUGGUCCCACCCAUGUGGGAGAAAGGGGAACAGAAGGUCUGA
Messenger RNA from Postia placenta MAD-698-R-SB12, 1140 nucleotides. RefSeq lists its product as hypothetical. The coding region runs from base 1 to 1140 and encodes 379 amino acids. Lineage: Eukaryota; Fungi; Basidiomycota; Agaricomycetes; Polyporales; Adustoporiaceae. The transcript is spliced from 6 exons. The record is from RefSeq and is a predicted model, not a curated record.